AUGCAGAUCAAGGUUCGCACGCUCACCGGCAAGGAGAUCGAGCUCGAUAUCGAGGGCGACUACAAGGUCUCGCAGAUCAAAGAGAAAGUCGAGGAGAAGGAGGGAAUCCCCCCCGUUCAACAGCGCCUGAUCUACGGCGGCAAGCAGAUGGCGGACGAUAAGACGGCGACGGACUACGCUCUGGUCGGUGGCGCGACGCUGCAUUUGGUGCUUGCGCUGCGUGGCGGCGACGCUGCUGCCUCCUCGCCCUUCCUGUAA
Molecule: messenger RNA, 258 nt
Organism: Drepanopeziza brunnea f. sp. 'multigermtubi' MB_m1
Lineage: Eukaryota; Fungi; Ascomycota; Leotiomycetes; Helotiales; Drepanopezizaceae
Biological process (GO): modification-dependent protein catabolic process; regulation of proteolysis; protein neddylation
Cellular component (GO): cytoplasm; nucleus
Molecular function (GO): protein tag activity; ubiquitin protein ligase binding
Source: RefSeq, a predicted model, not a curated record